UUUAGGGGUAUUUUCCCGAAAGCAUAAUUCCUUUGUUGAUUUCACACUCUUCCCCCCCACUUGAUUUUGCAUUACAUCGUUUUUCACUUUCUUUUCUUUUUCUCACAUUCAUUCUUCGCUCUUCCCCUUCUCUGUUCUUCUUCUUCUUCCUCCUCUUCUUCUUCUUUUUCUUUUCUUCUUCAUCUUCUUCAUCCAUCAAGUUUUAGUAAAUCUAACCAACAAUGGCUGGUUACAGAGCUGAUGAUGAUUACGACUACCUAUUCAAGGUCGUUUUGAUUGGGGACUCCGGCGUCGGUAAGUCCAAUUUGCUCUCCAGAUUUACUAAGAACGAGUUCAAUCUCGAGUCCAAAUCCACCAUUGGUGUCGAGUUCGCUACCAGGACCUUGAACGUCGAUGGCAAAGUUAUCAAAGCUCAGAUUUGGGACACUGCUGGCCAAGAAAGGUACCGUGCCAUCACUAGUGCCUACUAUCGUGGAGCGGUCGGUGCACUCCUUGUAUAUGAUGUCACUCGUCAUGCAACAUUCGAGAAUGUGGACCGGUGGCUAAAAGAAUUGAAGAACCACACAGAUUCCAACAUUGUCGUGAUGCUUGUUGGAAACAAAUCUGAUCUUCGCCACCUUGUUGCUGUUCCGACAGAAGAUGGUAAGUCCUAUGCGGAAAGGGAAUCACUGUACUUCAUCGAAACCUCUGCACUAGAAGCAGUCAAUGUGGAGAAAGCAUUUGCUGAGGUCCUAACUCAGAUCUAUCACAUUGUAAGCAAGAAGGCCGUUGAAGGAGGAGAAAAUGGAUCUGCUUCGGCUGUCCCUGCCCAGGGGGAGAAAAUAAACAUCAAAGAUGAAUCGGGUUUAAACAGAAUGAAAUGUUGCUCGAGCUAAAUUCAGUAAUAAUCUGUGUAGGUGAUUUUGAAUUGGAUGUACUGUGUAAUAUUUUUUUUUCCCCUUGAAGAUGGUUAAGAAAGAGGAAGAUAUAUCCCCCAAGACCCUGAAUCUUUCUGUAUUACAGAAAAAGAAGAGUACCUGAGCCACAUGAUUGGUUUGUGGUUGCUGUUGUGUCCAUCAUUAUUAGCUUCUACCAAAAAGAAAAAAAGAAAAAAUCUUGGUUACAAGUUUGGUUUCUUUGGUAAAAUUUCCUCCAUUUUAGCUUUAUUUAAGCGUUCAUGAUGUGGUAUGAUGAUGAAGAUGAUUAUGAACCCUUAUAUUCAUUCAUAUGUUGUUAAGUCAGUUAUGAUGGCUCUUUGAGCUGUGAACUUCAUAAUUGUAACAGUUUUACAUUAAAUUUUUAAUUCCAUGCUUCGAUUUUAUUCAA
Cucumis melo (muskmelon) is the source of this 1305-nucleotide messenger RNA. RefSeq names its product ras-related protein RABA1b-like. The record is from RefSeq and is a predicted model, not a curated record. Gene Ontology annotation, molecular function: GTPase activity; GTP binding. Lineage: Eukaryota; Viridiplantae; Streptophyta; Magnoliopsida; Cucurbitales; Cucurbitaceae. Gene Ontology annotation, cellular component: endosome. The transcript has 2 exons. The coding region runs from base 222 to 875 and encodes 217 amino acids.